Molecule: messenger RNA, 2011 nt
Organism: Brachypodium distachyon (stiff brome)
Lineage: Eukaryota; Viridiplantae; Streptophyta; Magnoliopsida; Poales; Poaceae
Product: single myb histone 6-like
Biological process (GO): nucleosome assembly
Cellular component (GO): nucleosome
Molecular function (GO): double-stranded telomeric DNA binding
Source: RefSeq, a predicted model, not a curated record
AAAACGGGGGGAUUCUGGGGUUCCUUGAGAUGUCCUAAGGAGGCCCGGAAAAAUUUCUUCGUGAAGUCCCGUUCAGAAAGAAGCGAGGAGAAGGGCGACCGCGGGGUGCGAGAACCCUAUAAACCUGCCGCCGGCGCGAGGCGAGGUGGGAUCUGUCGACUGGAGACCCCGAGGAGGCGUCAGCGAGGCAACACGAAGCCUCGGGAGGCGGCGGUGAGGAGACGCAAGGCUUUCGGCGCCUUUGCCAGACGCGAGGCUUCAGCAACGACGGGAACCAGCUCUCCAAAGACCACGCUGCCGCUCGGACUCUCCGCAACCGAAUCCUCCAGGCCCUUGCUCUCCUCCGGUGGCAAGCAGGUUAGAAGGUGCACAUUCAUGUUCGUAUUGUAUUUGACGGAGGAGAUUGGGCAUAAGCAUGGGAGCUCCAAAACAUAGGUGGACUUCAGAGGAAGAAGCUGCUCUCAGAGCUGGGAUAGCAAAGCAUGGAGUGGGAAGUUGGCAGGUGAUACUGAGAGAUCCAGAAUUUAGCUCCAUCUUGCGCUACCGCUCGAAUGUUGACCUGAAGGACAAGUGGCGCAACAUCAACACAUUUUUUACGGUUGGUUCUUUGGAGAAGGGAAGGGCUGCCACAAAGAAGAACCGAGCUACUCCUAAGAACAGUGACCACUCAAUGGCAAUCAGGACAGUUGCAUCUAAUGGUGAUGAACAGCCUAUAUCAUCAGUGUGUAGUGAAGUGUGGAACAGUUUACAACCAAAAAAAUCUCGUUGGAGGCUAAAUGAUAUCAUAUUGAAGUCUGUAAAAAAUUUGAAUGAGCCUACAGGAUCACACAGAACUACCAUUGCUAAUUACAUAGAGGAGCAAUAUCGUCCAUCUGAUGAUUUUGAUCACAUAUUAUCUGCAAAACUGAAGGACUUGAUCACCAGUGGAAAACUUAUAAAGGUGAAUCGGAAAUACAGGAUUGCACCUGCACUGUACUCUGAGGAACGAAAUCCCAAAAUACUGCUGCUAGAAGACGUACGAAGGGAACCCCUGAGAAUAGGGAACGAUGAUAGUAAAGACCUCACAAAAUAUCAAGUUAAUGCUGAAUUGGCGCAUAUGUUAACCAUGACUGCAGAAGAGGCUGCAUCCACUGCUGCUCGUGCAGUUAUAGAGGCAGAGGCUGAAGGUGCAAGAGAAGCAGAGGCGGCAGAAGCAGAUGCUCUAGUUGCACAAGCUUUUGCUGAAGCAGCAUUGUUGACAUUAAAGAACAGAAAUGUUCCAGAACUGAUGGUUCAAGCUUGACGCUACUCUGAUGAGCUCCAGUCCCGCACUGUCCGGAAUGACCUUAUAUACUUUUCUCUCUAUGUGCGUACAUGCUUACUGCAGUGGAUUAAAACAGCAGUUGCCCCUCAUGUUUCACCUACUUAUGUUCCUGGAACCAUGUGAGCCACAAUGCACCAAAAACAAUGCCCCCUCUCCUACCAAUUCAUACCAGUUGCAGCAUCAGAACUCAAUGAGAAACACUGCAUUUUCUGUGAACGACCACAACACCGUGGAGACGUCACGUUGGAUGCCCUAAGUCCAUCGAUGUGAUGUUUGAUACUCAAGGUUUCGUGGUGGAACCAAAUAAACAGUUGGGAGAGUAAGAUCCAUUUGACUUUCAGGUGGUGGUAGAUUCAUACAGGCUGGAACGGGUAUUGCCCUGUCUUCCGUUUUCUUCCUUUCGGUUGGGAAGGCGCAAGGCGUGUUUGGACUGCAAAUCUGAUUGGGCAUGUGAUGAUAUAGAUCUUGCUUUCUGGUACAAAAUGAUAGGACGUCAAUCUGUUUGGUGUUUCCCCGCUUCAUGCAGGGUUUCCGGCUUUAAUUUUUUUGGAAUAAUCUUCUGGGUUAUAGCUAGGUUUGUGAAUUGUGAUGUCAUUAGGGACUCACAUGGUAAAAUAUGGUACAGUAUUUAGUUUCCCUGCUUCUUGCAGGGUUUCCCGCAAAGUUUGUUUUUUGUCCCUUAGACGAAAUUUCAUACUGUUUUUUUCA